UCAGCCCAAGUACUGCCAUCGACAUAUCCAUCAACGCUCACCACCCCAACACCGGAAAAUUCAUCACAUUGGCGGCACUCGUGGAAAACGGAUGUCGGCCACCGAUUGUCGGUCUUCAUAUGUCCCUCGACAGCCCUCGUGAUGCGCGUUUCCGGGAGAAGAAGAACGAGAUCGCGCAUUGCGACGGUUCGUUGAAGCGCAAGCUGCGCGAGCUAUACCGCUAUACAGCGCUCAUCCACACGGGCCUCCCGCCAGAGGUCCCGUACUGCCACAACAACGAUGAGCCAGACGAGAACGAGGCCGACUUUCUGGAUAAAAAUGAUAUAACUAAACGACGACGCUUUAAUGAUUCUACACUUGCAUAUCCCCUCCCUCUUACAUCACCGUUGCAGAAGCCCGCCAGCCCAGCCUUUGCAAAGUCGUCACCAAGCACAGCUGUCGGUUCUAGCCUUGAAGAACAGCUACGCGCUGCAUCUGCGUCGCCUUCUGUUGCGACGCAGAUCGCACCAGUUGAUGAAGAAUCGACGCAAACCGAUCUCAAGUUCACCACCAAGUCUGCAUCACUCCCGUCCGGCGUCGAGACUCCCGUUUCCGCAUCCCCAGUGGAUGCGACGGACCAUGACCAGACCUCCAGUGAACAGCCGCAGGCGCCUUCGAUAACAGAAGCACCCGUUGUUCAAAUCUCGAGAGGAGAGAAGGUCGACUCUGAUGGACAGGCCGUUGACCCGCGAGCUGCGAUACCACCGUCGUCCGAGGACACCGCAUUGUCUGAGAAUGCACCAGUGAACGGGCGAAGGCCAAAGGCACCCAAAGCGCCCCAGGUAGUACAUCUACCACCACAAGAUGUUCAAGAGACGAGGUUGCAAGAGACGGAGCAGAAGUUAGAGAAGAUAGCAGAGAAGGAACGCAAAGAGGAGGAGAGACUAACAUUACCGAACGGGAAUAUACCUACCGACCUGGCAUCGUCACCUUCAUCAACUGUUGGACCUUACUCGCAAGCGACACCUCACCCUCAACAUCACUCCCCCGACACAAGCCCGGAAACUGAGUCUUUCCGCGAGCGACGGCAGUCGCUUGUUGAUGCAGGUCUCGUGGAUCCUGUGGCGGAGCAAGCCAAAGAGGAUCAUGAGCGCGCGUUACAAGAACAGAUGCGCCAGGCCAGGGAAAAUGCUCGUGCGGACAGCAAUGCCGAGGAGGAUGAUGUCGAGAGGCAGAUUGAGGAUGAGCAGGCUAUACGCCUUGCACGAGAUGGAAAGGCACGACUAAAUGAAUCGGAUAACGCGCCUCCUGCCGGACCGGAAGCGCUAAGCGACCACGCCAAAGAUGUCGUCCGUGAGAUCGAGAUGGAACAGGUGGAAACAGCUGCUGAACAACCGGCGGCCGACUCGCUUCCGACACCUACCACGACAGCUCCUGAUCCGUCAACAGCAGAGCCGGAAACGUCAGAAAGUGCAGUUGAAGAGCAUCGGCAACGAUCCUCGUUAGGUCCGGAGCAUCCGACCCCGCCUGCCGACAAUGAUGUUGAGAUGGACGAAGCGCCUGUUCCUGCAAAAGAGCAACCGGCCUCAUCGAUUAACCCCGACUCCGAAAGCACCCCAACACUAUUAUCGUCUGGUACUCAACAGCAAAAGUCCAUAGCUCAGAUCAUUGAAGAGCGUGCAGAGAAAUCGCCGGCGAAGGUCGUCCUAACACCACGAUCAAGCAACAUACUGCCGACAACGAGCCCUGCCCGGGUAUUGAAGGAGCAUAAGCGUAGAGAAGUGUCGACCAUCAUCUUCGCGAAGCCUGACCUGAACAGGGCCACAAAGGCGCUACAAUUGUAUAAUGAGGACUACGCAUCUCUUCAAGGCGCAUCGCAGGAUUCUAGCAGGGAUUAUUUGCAGGGACUUUUCAACUACCAGGCUCAUCACCCACCCCGAGCAUCUCCUCUUAUGGAUUUGGUCACUUCUGCACGAAAGACGGUAUCCACGGCUGGCGUUCUUGCCACCAUCCGCGAGGCCCAUGAUUACAAGAUUCUCAAGAGGGUUUACCAGUUGCAGAAUGCGAACCGAUGGUCACUUCGGCAACUGAAGAAGUCCGCUGAGCCAGAGCGGCCUGUUACGCAUCAAGAUCAUUUACUUGCCGAGAUGAAGUGGAUGCAGACUGACUUUAAAGAGGAGAGGAAAUGGAAGCAAUCUCUCGCAGCUACUUUUGCCGGAUGGUGUGCGGACUAUGUGAAUAGCACGCCCGAGGAACGAACUUCAUUAAGAAUCAAAGCCCGUAUACCGAAGUCGAGUGCGGCAGACUUAGACAUGGAUGAUGCACCCACUCCGGAUCUGGUCCAUUCAAACGGGGAUGCGGAGAGCGAGUCUUACGUAGACGACGACGAACUAUUGUCUCCGUUAUACCUAAACCCGCCCGCCUCUCUCUUCUCUCUGGGAUUCAACGAUGUCGUCUUGAAAAUCGAUCGAACACCCGCCAGCGAUACAUUACUGCAUGAACUUCCGUUAUACGAGCCGAUCCUUGAAGGAGCGAGCGACGUUACACCCCUCUCGUUCGUGGACCCCCCUCUCGCCCCUGUUUCUAAGUUCGUCUGCGGUAAGCUUGUGUCACAAGUCAGGGGUCCCCCACGGAAGCGAAGCCGUUACGAAUAUGAUUCCGAGGACGAGCCGUCUACUCCACCAAGCAGGUCGGGAACCUCGGCCGAACAUUCUAUGCCUUCUACUCCCGGAAGAAGACUAUUCCACCGAAAUGAUCUACCGCCAGAGAUGAGUGACGUAGCCUUGUUCCACCCCGAGAACAGGCAUAUCCGCGAUCGACUCCAAGCCUCGCACCAGUUCAGGCCCCCUACCGAGUUCCCGAUGCCUUCAGUAUCUUUCUUCGAAAACCGACAGUCUUCACAGUGGCUGUGGGAAGAGGAUCAAAAGUUGCGCGCUUUGGUGAAGGAAUACACUUUCAACUGGUCAUUAGUUGCGCAGCAACUUGCUUUGCCUUCGAUGCUCGUAGCUGGUUCUGGUCGACGUACACCCUGGGAAUGCUUUGAACGCUGGGUGCAGCUUGAAGGUUUGCCAGCGGAGAUGUCUAAGACGCAGUACUUCCGUACCUACCAAAGCCGGCUCGAGCAAGCGCAAAGGACUGUUGCAGCUCAGCACCAAGCUCAGCAGCAGCUUAUCCAGCAGCAGCAACAGAGCGGUCAGAAUAUCCCCGCUCAGACCCCUCGAAGGCGGACAAAUCAGCCCAUCCGCGUUGAAAGAAGGAGAGAAAAUAGGCACCUUGCCAUCAUCGACGGAAUGCGAAAGUUGGCUCGGAAGCGCGAGUCCAUUGCCCAUAAACAAGCCGAGUCGCAGAAAGCAGCCGCGCUACGCAAAGCGCAAGAACCCAUGCAGCCUAAGAGCAACGUGCACACGCCUCAAGAGUUCUCGCGCCUCAAGUGGGAACGUGAGCAAAGAAUCAAACAGAAACUUCUUGAGCAACAGCAGCAAGAGAUGCAUGCAAGGCAAAUGGCGCAACGUACCGCACAAAUGCAAGCCCAAGGCCUCGCCAACGGUUCCGGUCAACAACCACGGAUGGGAACGCCUGGUUCCAAUCCUAAUCUCACUCCACAGAUGGCGAAUGCUGCUCAACAGGGCUCAAAUCCAGCUGCAAAUGCUGCCAUGGCGGCUCGGGUUCAACAAAAUCAGGCCAUGCAACAAGGUUUUCCAAAUGCAAACAUGAACGGCGGGAUGGCAAUGGGCUCUACCGGUGUCCCCCAGGCGCAGAUGCAGGCCAACAUGUCGAAUUCUCAGCGGAUGGGUCCUCCAAACCAGGCUCAAAUGGCGGCCAUGCAGCGAGGUCAAUUCCCCAAUGCUAAUGCACAGCACCAGUUCCAGCUACAACAACAACAGAUCAAUAUGGCUAGUAACCUAACCCAAAACAUGGGAAUAAACAACAUGCCGAACGCGAACAUGAUGGCAUCCAUGGUGGGCCAGAAUAUGAACGGCAACAUGACUCCCGGGAUGAAUGGCAUGUCGAACAACGCUGGAUCCCCUCGCAUCAACCAGGCCACGCCUAACAUGCAAACUCCUGCUCGUCCAUUGUCCAGUGGGCACAUGCCGCAAUUACUGCAGAUCCAAAACAAUUUAAAGGUACAGCAUCCGGAUUGGUCCCAAGAACAGGUCCAAAAAAUGGCGUCUGAUCAUCUUGCCCGGUUCCUAACAAAACAACGCGCACAGGCAAUGAAUGCAGCCGCAGGCUCCCCUGGCAUGGCCCACUCCCCUCAGAUCGGCAACAACAUGUAUCUUCAAAAUGGCAAUAUGGGUGCCAACAGCCCUUCUCCGAACGCAGUCCAGCACUAUCAACAGCAACUUGUUCGCCAGCAGCAAUUGAUGAGCCAGCAGAGAGCGCAGGCAGGUAGUCCGGGUAUGAAUGCCGCCAGACCUUCGAGCCGGAGUGCAACACCUCAGAAUGCGCAGCUGCAGCAAAGCCCUGGUGUACAACAAGCCCAGACGUAAUAUUCACGGCGAGGCGAGAAUUUUAGCAUUGUGAUGCUGCGGGACAGACAUCGCUUCACGUACGACUUCGAACUGUACAUGUUUGUUUAAUGAAUUCCCAUUUUUCGAUUCUGUUAGCCGCAAGCAUAACGAGCGAUGAGCGCGCUCUGGGACACAAGGAGGCUUUUGGUAUAGCGAGCGUGAACAUUGCGUGAGCGUUCGGUGGGUGGUGUCAUCCGACGCUUGGUUGAUUGAGGGUGGAAUAGGAUAGUCGUACUGGCUACUAUGAGAUCAGAUCAACCUGAAUAUCUCACGAAAAAGCUCGACUGGAGAAGUCGACAAUGAAUUACUU
Messenger RNA from Paraphaeosphaeria sporulosa, 4800 nucleotides. RefSeq lists its product as uncharacterized. The record is from RefSeq and is a predicted model, not a curated record. Bases 120 to 4469 code for a protein of 1449 amino acids. The transcript has 4 exons. Lineage: Eukaryota; Fungi; Ascomycota; Dothideomycetes; Pleosporales; Didymosphaeriaceae.